AUGACCAGGGAUGAUCUCAUCAGCGAAGAGCAGCUAAAACUUGUGACGUUCGUCAACUAUGCCGUCAUAGCUUGCGCCAUCAGCUUCAUCGGAAUCCUCCUGAACCUUGUCAACGCUGCCGUGUUUGUUAAGCAGGGUUUCAAAGACACCAUCGCCAUCUCCCUCUUUGGGCUGACGGCAGCCGACACGGGAGGUUUGGUGAGCCUCAUAUGGAUGAGCUUGUGCUACAACCCGCUGGUGGUUGACGGGUUGCCUCAUGUGGAUUUCAUCGGCGUCCAGCACAUCACCGCUGGUUGGCCACACGUCUGCUUCACCCGCGUUUCCUGUUGGCUGACGGCCUUCAUCACUUUCGAGAGAUAUCUGUGCAUCGCGUUCCCUCUCAAGGUCAAGAGAAUUCUGACGCCUAGAAGAACCGCCAUUGUCGUCAUCGCGAUAUUCACCAUUAUCAUUUUAUCCGUUGUUCCGGUCUACGUCGCCAUCCACUUUGCCUCGUCUGUCAGCGCCAGAAACAACAGCGAGGUCAUCGGUAUAGCGUACAUUCCUGGCGGUGCUGCUCUAGAAAAUGCCUCAAUCUACUGCAGCACGUUCUUCCAGUUGUCGUCCUUUGUCUGCGUCAUCGUGUGCACAGUGGGGCUAGUCUACAAAAUCACCGAGAGGUCAAAAUGGCGCACCGCCGCGUCUUCGGCGUCCAAAAAUGAAUCCAUCUCCAACAGAGACAAGAAGGUCGUCAAGAUGGUCGUGGUGCUCUCCUUGGUGUUCAUCGCCAGCUUCACGCCAGUCAUCCUCCAUAUGAUCGCCAUGCUGUGUCAGCCAGGGUACAUGGUAGGUGGACGUUAUCAGAACCUAUUUCUUCUCUGUGGCACCUUUGUGUUCAACCUCCAGGCCGUCAACUCGGGCUCCAAUAUUUUUGUGUACCUCAAGAUGAGCACCAAUUUCAAGCUCGUU
This is a messenger RNA of Lymnaea stagnalis (great pond snail), 945 nucleotides long. The record is from the annotation of a GenBank genome assembly. NCBI's taxonomy places the organism in Eukaryota, Metazoa, Mollusca, Gastropoda, Lymnaeidae.